CUCCCUGGCGCAGGAGCGUCCACUGCCCUCGCCUGCUUGCAGAUAAGUUUCCCCUUGGACUAUUUCAUAGCCAGCGGGAGAGGCCGGGGAGCGCGUGGAUCAUGCCCAAGUUCACUUUUAAGGAGCGGAGGGAGACAGGGCUGCAGUUUAUCCAGUUCCUAAAGGACUCUGGCAGGCAAAGCGAGACCGACAGAGCGGUCCUGCGGACGUUUUACACUGAGUUCAAAAACAGAGAUAAUGAAAGAAGACCCAGUUUCUCCAACGUACUGUAUACUCUUGUGCAAAGUGGUCAUGCUGAAGUAUUGAUGAAGAACAUUGUACGGUUUGGCACUAUGAAGAAGAAAGUGAAGCUUGCCAAUCAGUACUGGAGAUCAGGAAAUACUGCUGGAGUUCAGACUUCUCUCGAUCCUGCAUUGGCUGCUGUCCCACCUCUGCGAAGAUCACGUGCAAAGGACAGAGCCGAAUUCAUUUCAAAGAAGAAUGGCAUGGAUAUUGUUUCUGACCACGAUCUGGUGAACGGCCGCAUCCGCUUCCCUGUAUCUAUUGAUGAGGCUAAAACAGUCACUAUACGUGUCAAAAAUGAUGGGAAUCUUGACGUGACUCUAAACAACUUCAGAAAGCUGCGUAAAAGUCAUGAGUUGACCUUUAAAGUUUCCCAGCGUCUCCCUGUGAGAAUUCCACCAGGUGCAUCAUUUGAGAUAUCAGUGUGCUGCUUGACAGUCUUCUAUGGCUACUUUCCAGUCACCUUGGUGUUUGAGUUCACCAGUGAGCAGACUGAACCAUUUGCAAUUGGGCGUUUUGUGUCAGCUGUUGCUAAAAGCAGACUAGCAGAAGAGCUGGGCCCUUCAGCUCCGUAUCAACCCUAUCAAACCAGUCUUCGUAAACCUCAAAUGGUGACUACAGAGAGAGGCAUCUGUCCAAGCGACUCUGUACCAUAUGAACUUGAACAGAUAAUACCUCUAAAGAACUAUUCCUAUCCACCCAACCUGAAGGACCUGGUCAUGUAUCUUCAUGAAGGUCACGCACCCAAUGAUGGCUCCCGUGCCAAGAUUGCCAAGCUUCGGACCAAGCUGAAGGCUGCCCUGGAGUUUAGCAACUAUCAUGAGAAGUUUGAAUUCCUGCUUCACCUGGAAGAAAUACAAAUGGAGGUGGACAUUCGCCGCUAUGACAUGCAGGAUGUUUGCAUAGAUAAAGAUAAACAGAACACGAAUCUUCUUGUCUUGAAGGUGCCCGGUGUGGCUGAAAACCGCCCAUCGGUACUGAGAGGUGAUCAUCUUUUUGUGACUUUGGCUGAUGAGCGUGGACAGAACUCAAUUGUCCGGUACCAGGGUUAUGUCCAUGCUGUAGAACUGGAGAAGGUCAAGCUGGGCUUCCCUUCCAAGCUGAUGAACCUGUUCAUUGAUAACAUGAAAUUUGAUGUGAUUUUCACCUUCAAUCGUCUGCCAUUACGUGUUCAGCAUCGGGCUGUUGUUCUUGCCCAGGAAAGACAACUGCAGGAUUUGCUGUUCCCAUCUUUCUCUUCUCAGAAAUCCCUGCUCUCUCCUGGGCAGCGUCUCAGUCUAUAUGAUCUCAACCUGGAGAAAAAUGUGGAACAGAACAGAGCUGUCCAUCAGAUAGUGGCAGGCACAUCCAGACCAGCCCCUUACCUCAUAUUUGGACCUCCAGGUACUGGCAAGACAGUCACUAUGGUUGAGGCCAUCAAACAGGUACUGCACUGCAUUGAAGGCUCCCAUGUACUUGCCUGUGCCCCUUCCAACAGUGCCUCUGACCUGCUGUGCCAACAUCUCAUGAAACAUGUGGAGAAAAGGAACAUCUACAGGCUAAAUGCCUACUCCAGGGAUUACCGCCUGAUACCUGAAGAUAUCAAGCCUUACUGUAACUGGGACAAUGAGAAGAUGUGCCCUGUCUUUCCCAGCAAGGAGAUGCUGAAAAGCUACCGGGUCAUUGUCACAACCCUGGUGACGGCAGGAAGAUUAGUCUCUGCUGAUUUCCCUCGGGGGUAUUUCUCUCAUGUCUUCAUUGAUGAAAGCGGCCACGCUGUGGAGCCAGAGAGCCUGGUUGCCAUUGCAGGCCUCCUGGCCAUGAUGGACCCAAAGACAAAUGCCAAAGGAGGACAGCUGGUUUUGGCAGGGGAUCCUCAGCAACUGGGGCCUAUCCUGAGGUCUCCUCUAGCUAUUGAACAUGGCUUAGAGCUUUCCCUGCUGGAACGACUGAUGCAUCACAACUCCUUGUACAAAAAGAAGGAUGGGAGUUACAACCCAUGUUUUGUCACUAAGCUGCUGCGAAACUACAGGUCUCAUGCUGCUAUCCUGAAGUUUCCCAAUGAGAAGUUCUACGAGGGGGAGCUGCAGGUCCAUGCUGACCCUGUCAUCACAGAUUCCUACUGCUCCUGGAGCGGACUAGUGAAGCAGGGAUUUCCCAUCAUCUUUCAUGGAGUCUGUGGAGAAGACCAGCGGGAAGAAAAGAGCCCUUCAUUUUUCAACAUAGCUGAGAUAGACGUGCUGAUUAACUACCUCAGUAAACUGCUUCUGGAACCGCAGGGCAAAAAAGGCUUGUCCCGCAUUUCUCCCAAAGAGAUUGGCAUUAUCUCUCCUUACAGGAAGCAGGUGGAAAAGAUAAGACGUGCCAUUCAAUUAUCAAAGCUAAAGGAUCUGUCACAUAUCAAGGAUCUAAAGGUGGGUUCUGUGGAAGAGUUCCAAGGCCAGGAGCGGCGUGUGUUGCUUAUUUCCACGGUGCGCAGCAACAGUGAAUAUUUUUAUAUAGAUGAAGAGUUCAGUCUUGGAUUCCUGAAGAAUCCCAAGCGUUUCAAUGUGGCUGUUACAAGAUCCAAAGCACUCUUGAUUGUCAUAGGCAAUCCCAUUAUUCUCAAGCAGGAUCCCAUCUGGGGCGAGUUUAUCAAGUACUGCCAGGAUAAUGGUGCAUACAAAGGAUACCAGUAUGAGGAAGAGAAGAAUGAGGAUGAAGAUCUGUCUGUAGAGCUCCGUUCCCUCAGCUUGAAUAGUCAGCCAACAGGCCGCAACUUAGGUGAGAGUCACAUUCAGCAACAAGUAGAGCCAGCCUGGAGACACGAGCAUUGAGGCUCAGCACUGCUGCUCUCUUCCUUCCCAAAUAAAUCACCUCUCUUUGUGCUACUUAGAUACAGAUAGAUAGGAAUGGGGGUGGCAGCCCAACUCAAGGAAUCAUGUUUGAACUCUCUAUUUCCUGUCUCUCAGGCGAUGAAGCAGGAAUCCUGCACACAUCCCAAAUUUCCAAGGAGGACAUCCUUAUUAUGCAAUGGGAAUACUCUGUAUUACUCUGUAAUAAUAAUAUUAUUAAUUCAGAAUAAGUUUUCUUUUCCCUUAGACAAUGAGGGACUGUUCUGCAUUUCCUCUGUUUUUGUAAGUGUCUAAGGUGCUGGAUUGUCAGGGCAGCAGAAAUAAAAAAGUGGACUGAGGAAAGGCGCCAAGUGCAGGGAUUCCACUUUCCCAAUUCUUCAUUCAUUUCUCAAACCAAGGCUGAAUAUGCUUUUUCACUCUAUUUCUAUUUCCAGCUAGCUUUUAAAGUUUAUUGUGAAUUGCAUUUAGAAAAACAAAGCUUGCUUCUGAACUCUUGCUUUUCCAAGACAGUCGGAUUUUUAUUAACUGUUUUGUACUGAAUUUCCAUUAAAGUUUACUAGA
Messenger RNA from Eublepharis macularius, 3656 nucleotides. RefSeq names its product Mov10 RISC complex RNA helicase (gene MOV10). The transcript is spliced from 22 exons. Lineage: Eukaryota; Metazoa; Chordata; Lepidosauria; Squamata; Eublepharidae. The record is from RefSeq and is a predicted model, not a curated record. Gene Ontology annotation, molecular function: 5'-3' RNA helicase activity; RNA binding. Bases 102 to 3077 code for a protein of 991 amino acids.